Rhopilema esculentum is the source of this 2895-nucleotide messenger RNA. RefSeq names its product 3-phosphoinositide-dependent protein kinase 1. NCBI's taxonomy places the organism in Eukaryota, Metazoa, Cnidaria, Scyphozoa, Rhizostomeae, Rhizostomatidae. The record is from RefSeq and is a predicted model, not a curated record. Gene Ontology annotation, biological process: peptidyl-serine phosphorylation; intracellular signal transduction. Gene Ontology annotation, molecular function: ATP binding; protein serine/threonine kinase activity.
ACGCCCAUGAGUCCGAGGCCUUCUUCCUAAAGAAAUAUGGCUGACAACCAGUGGAAACUGACAUCCGGUUCCUUCUAGAGCAAGUAAAAGAUCAACAGUACUACAAAGUGGAAGACAGUCAAUACCCUAUGAAUCGCUAGUUGUUAUGACGUGAUUUAGCUAUCCAGCUUGGUUUUUAAAUUGCAGCACUUCUUAAGAGAGGGAGGCUGACAGACAAAUUGUUAACCGACUUGAUCAAGUGAUCGCCACUAAAAUAAUUUGUCUAUUUCUUUCUUUCAAAACCUGUUCGAUAAAUAUUGAAAGAUCAAAUUUUUUCAAGAAAGAUCACGAAAGAUGAAGAAUUCUGAUUCAGUGGCACCCCCAAGUGAGGAAGUGCCAUCAAAGGAUGCCAAGGAAGAAGAUAAGUCCGCAAAAAAAGACAAUAAACAAGUUUCCAAGCCAAAAAAGAAAUCAAAAGAUGACUUCAAAUUCAUAAAAAUCCUUGGCGAAGGCUCUUACUCAACUGUUUACUUGGUUGAAGAGAUUGCUUCAAGUAAACAAUUUGCAAUGAAAGUCUUAGAAAAGCGCCACAUUAUUAAAGAAAAGAAGGUUCCAUAUGUUUCAAGGGAGAAGGAGGCAUUAGCCAUGACAAAUCAUCCAUUCAUUGUCAAGCUAUACUUCACAUUUCAAGAUAUAGAAAAUCUCUAUUAUGGCUUGUCCUUUGCCAAGAAGGGUGAAAUGCUACCUUACAUCAACAAGCUUGGAUCUUUUAAUGAAGAAUGCACACAGUUUUACUCAGCAGAAAUUAUUGUUGCGUUAGAAUAUCUUCACAGUCUAGGUAUUAUUCACAGAGAUUUGAAACCGGAAAACGUACUUUUCGGUGAAAAUAUGCAUAUCCUAAUUACUGAUUUUGGAACAUCAAAGCUUCUUAAAAAAGAUAAAACAAAGGCAAGCUCGUUUGUUGGAACUGCAGAAUACGUUUCACCAGAGCUGCUAACUGAUAAGAUUGCAUAUAAAAGCUCUGACCUGUGGGCUUUGGGUUGCAUAAUAUACCAACUUAGAUCAGGACGUACCCCUUUCAGGGCAAGCAAUGAGUAUCAGACAUUCCAAAGAAUUAUCAAGUUAGAGUAUGAAUUUCCUGAAGGUUUCCCAGAGUGCCCUAAGGAACUUGUGCAAAAAUUACUUGUUUUAGACCCUGCAAAGCGCAUAGGAUGUGAAGAAUUAGGAGGUUUUCCCGAACUUAAAGCUCAUCCGUUCUUUAAAGGAAUAGAAUGGGACACUUUGCCUGAACAACAGCCGCCAAAACUGCUGCCCUACCUGCCGUCGAAGUCAGCUGACUGUGAGGACUUAGGAAGCAAUUAUGAUAUAUCUGUCUCAUCAGAUGAAGAUGAAGAGCUAAUGAACGACAUGUUCAAUGAUCUGUUAAUCAAAAAUAUCACAAAUGAUGUUCGAGAGAAGUCCAGCUCGGUAUCAAGUUCACAAGCAUCAUCAACCUCGUCUUCAUCCAAGGACUCGCCUUGGCAACAGUUUGUAGGCAAUCGACCCAUAUUGAAAGAGGGACUGGUCGAUAAGCGAAAGGGUCUAUUUGCAAAACGUAGGCAGCUUAUAUUGACAGAAGGACCUCAUCUCUUUUACGUCGAUCCCCAUGCAAUGGUUUUGAAGGGAGAGAUUCCGUGGACGAAAGAUUUACGGCCAGAGGCCAAGAGUUUCAAGAUUUUCUUUGUUCAUACGCCGUCAAGAACAUAUUAUUUGGAGGACCCUGAAGGAUAUGCCAUAGAAUGGGUGAAAAAGAUUAAUGAAGUUCAUGAACGAUAUUUUAAAUAAUGUAAUAAGACUGUUAACACUGUCGAGUUGUGUGUGCGGUGUUUGGUUAGUCAGUCUUUCGAAAUUGUUUAACGCCAUUCAUCGUUUGAUGUAUUUAUGGAAAUUCUCCAUUCUUAAUUUUCAUUUCUUUACUUAAAAUCUAGCAAUAAAGAAAUGGGAUGAGUUAUCAAAGGGAUCUGAGAAUUAGAUAGGAUUUUCAGGUAAUGGACAUAGCAAAUCCAUAUGCAUAUCUUUACUUAGAAUUGGCUAUAGAAUUCAAGAAUGGUUUGAUAUAAAGUACAAUCUCGAUAACCAAAACCCUCGAUAACUCGAACUCUCGAAAACCUGAAUCCUCGAUAAAGCGAACCCUCGUUAUAUCGGACCCUUGAUACAUUGAGCCCUUAAUAGAUCAAACCAUCGGCACUCAAACCCUUAAUAUCUCGUUCCCUUGAUAUCUCAUACCCUCAAUAGCUCGAAAUCUCAAUAAUUCGAGCUCUUAAUAUCUCGAACCCUCAACAAGUGGAACACUCGAGAACUCGAACCCUUAAUAGCUUGAAUUUUCAAUAACUCGAACCCGAUUAAUUCUCGAGCAGUCGCAUCGUUCCGAUUUGAUAGCCUGGAAAUUGGUGUAACGAUGUUGUAAGAAUAGCUUUCCAUAAGACCUGACAAUUUAUUGAUCCAUUGUAAAAUUGUUUGUUAAUAGAUAGCCUUGACGAGCAGACAUGCAGUCAGUCAAUAAAAAUCACUCGAAACUGACAGCACUUUAAAGUCAAGCGUCAGAUUUAGCAGAACAAUCUUUUCCGUUAGCAUGAUUUUAGCAAUAUUUUAAAUAGGUGAUUUUAGAUAAUUCUACUAUUAUUUAUGUCAUAAACGGACUAGUGAACUUAGCGGUUGCAAAAUGGAAAGCGGUCUGCCUCGCCAUUUGUUUUGCCCAGCUUUGUAACAAAAUGGUAACACUAAACUUUACCCUACUUAUUUAAUACAGAUCUUCAAUGACUCUUACAAGUCUUUAUCUUUCUUUCAAUUGUAAGUUUGAAGGUUUUGUUGAUUAAUGUGGUAAUGAUUAUCUACCGUAACCAAGAAACCUAGUGAAUAUGAAAAACUUUUAUUCUA